CCGUCUCGGAGCGGCCGGGGAAGCGGGAGGCGGCUUCCGGGGAGGAGCCGAGGCCAAGAUGGCGGCGGAGGCGGUGGUGCGGCUGCAGAGCGACUGGGACCAGGUGCUGAGAAAGAACGAGGGAGAGGCCUGGCUGAGCUGCAGGAGCCCAGGAAAAUCUACUCUGUACGGCACUCUGACUUGUCAGGGGGUGGGCUCGGAUGGAAUUCCCGAAAUCACAGCCUCCGAAGGAUUUAUCGUCAAGGAAGUAACAAAGAAAAGCCUGCUCGUCACUUGCCCUCGCGAAAACGCCUCCACCCGGUUUCUGGCCCCCUAUACGGCCUUUUGUCGAAUCCAUCAAAAGAGCGUCACCUGCCUCGACCUUUCCAGCGGGGGUGGGCUCGGCGUGUCGACCAGUGCUGACGGGACGAUGAAGAUCUGGCAGGCUGCAAACGGAGAGAUCCGAAGACGCUUGGAAGGCCACGUUUAUGAUGUGAACUGCUGCAGGUUUUUCCCAUCGGGCAUCGUGGUCUUGAGCGGGGGGAUGGACGCGCAGCUGAAGAUCUGGUCGGCAGAAGAUGGCCGCUGCGUUGCCACUUUUCAGGGGCACAAAGCAGGCAUCCUGGACACGGCUGUCGUGGACCGAGGAAGGAAUGUGGUAUCCAGCAGCCGGGACGGCACCGCCCGCCUCUGGGAUUGUGGGAGAUCCGCUUGCCUGGGGACAGUGGCGGACUGCGGCUCCCCCAUCAACGGGAUCGCCGUGGGAGAUGCAGACAACACCUUGAAUCUGGGAUCUCCUGAAACAGUCCCGAGCGAGCGUGAAGUUGGAACGGAGGGGAAGCUCCUGCUGCUGGCUCGAGAGGACAAGAAAUUUCAGGGAGUGGGACUGCAAAGUCGGCAGCCGGUUUUCCUCUUCGUUGGCUCCGAUGCCUUCAAUUGCUGUACUUUCCUCUCGACCGUCUAUCUCCUGGCAGGGGCGCAAGAUGGGAACAUCUACCAGCUGGACGUCAGAAACACAAAGGCUCCGGUUCGGGUCAUCCGAAGAUCUGGCGCGCCAGUGCUUUCCCUGCUUCCGUACAAAGAUGGGUUUAUUGCCAGCCAAGGUGACGGAACCUGUUUCAUUCUGCAGCAAGACCUCGAUCACAUCAUUGAGCUCACCGGAGCGGACUGUGACCCUGUGUACAAGGUGGCGACCUGGGAGAAGCAGAUCUAUACAUGUUGCAGAGAUGGGCUGGUGAGGAGAUACCAUCUUUCAGACCUCUGACUAGAUCGAAGCUGCAAGCGCCGGACCACAGGCGACGAACACCGGACACGUUUCAAGGACAGCAUGAAAACCCCCGUUUUCACGAAAAGCCAUACUGGUGCGACGUUUCCAGGACUUUGUACGAUGAUGCGAAUGGAACAUUCACACGUGUGAAUCCUGGCGGCCACGCUAAGAGAAGCAUCCUUGCUCAAGCUAUAGGCAGACUUCCCCUUAGGGAAACUGAAAAGCAAAAAUGUUUUUGAAAGUUCACAUCACUCUGUUGCACUGCACGGCUCAACAAGACUGUUGGUUUUUAAGGCCUCUUGUGUGUGUCGGCAGAAGUUUGUUUGCUGGUCCAUUUGUGACCUCCUCGGUUCCUAGAGGUGGAGAAUUGAGGCCAUGAGACUUCAAUAAAGGGUUGUUUUAGUACA
Molecule: messenger RNA, 1653 nt
Organism: Heteronotia binoei (common prickly gecko)
Lineage: Eukaryota; Metazoa; Chordata; Lepidosauria; Squamata; Gekkonidae
Gene: PAAF1
Product: proteasomal ATPase associated factor 1
Exons: 12
Coding region: 59-1243 (394 amino acids)
Molecular function (GO): protein binding
Source: RefSeq, a predicted model, not a curated record